Molecule: messenger RNA, 4440 nt
Organism: Sesamum indicum (sesame)
Lineage: Eukaryota; Viridiplantae; Streptophyta; Magnoliopsida; Lamiales; Pedaliaceae
Gene: LIG6
Product: DNA LIGASE 6
Biological process (GO): DNA biosynthetic process; lagging strand elongation; DNA recombination
Molecular function (GO): ATP binding; DNA ligase (ATP) activity; DNA binding
Source: RefSeq, a predicted model, not a curated record
GCUAAUAAUUUAAGUUAAAAAAGAAUCGUCGUUGCAUUACGCUGUCCAUGACCGGCCCCCCCGCGCGAACCAAUGUCUGCUUCAAAACCACCAAAACCGCUAAAUAUAACCACCGCCGCCCUCCACCUCGCCGCCCUCUCCUCCCUCUCCCUGCCGCCACAGCCCCAACCCACUUUUCCCCUUGUCCCUCCCCCUGCCUUUAUCCCCCACUCGAAACUCAUUCCAAAAACCCGCUUCAUCGUCGACGGCUUCAAACACGCCGACCCCAAUUUCUCCGUCUCUUACUUCCUCUCUCACUUCCACUCCGACCAUUACACGGGUCUCUCUCCGCAAUGGUCCAACGGCAUCAUUUAUUGCUCUUCCAUCACUGCUAAUCUCCUCCACCAAAUCCUCAAAAUUCCUCAACCCUUCAUUUUCCCCUUACCUCUCUCCCAACCCGUGAUAAUUGAUGGCGCCGAAGUUUGGCUCGUCGACGCGAAUCACUGCCCUGGGGCAGUUCAGUUCUUGUUCAAGGUCCCAGGGAGCUGUGAUAGGGGUGCAGGUAGUAGUGGUGUUGUUACAUUUGAGAAGUAUGUCCAUACUGGUGAUUUUAGGUAUUGUGAUGAAAUGAAGAACGAGAGUGCAGUUUCUGAGUUUAUUGGUGCUGAUGCUGUGUUUUUGGAUACAACUUAUUGUAAUCCUAAGUUUGUGUUUCCGAGUCAGGAGGAGUCCAUUGAUUAUAUUGUUGGGGUGAUUGAGAGGAUAGGGGUUGAGAAUGAGGGUGUAGUCGCAAAGAAUGUUCUGUUUUUGGUGGCUACAUAUGUCAUUGGAAAGGAGCGGAUUUUGGUGGAGAUAUCUCGGCGGUGUAAGAGGAAGAUUCAUGUGAGUGCCAGGAAGAUGGCGGUUCUGAGUGCCUUGGGUUUCGGGGAAAGUGGGGUUUUUACAGAGGAUGAGUUGGAGAGUGAUGUUCAUGUUGUUGGUUGGAAUGUGUUGGGCGAGACUUGGCCAUACUUUCGGCCUAACUUUGUGAAGAUGAAGGAGAUUAUGAGUGAGAGAGGUUAUUCUAAGGUUGUUGGUUUUGUUCCAACUGGCUGGACAUAUGAAGUCAAGCAGAAUAAGUUUUCUGUGAGGAGCAAGGAUUCUUUCGAGAUUCAUCUUGUUCCUUAUAGUGAACAUUCAAACUACGAUGAGCUCAGAGAGUUUGUGAAAUUUUUGAAGCCAAAACGUGUUAUCCCGACAGUUGGUGCUGACGUAGAGAAAGUUGAUAGCAAACAAGCCAUUUCAAUGAGGAAGCAUUUUGCUGGGUUGGUUAAUGAAAUGGCCAUCAAGCAAGAAUUCUUGAUGGGUUUUCUUCGUGGUGGGAGCGGGCUGGUGGAUGUAGAGAAGGAUUGUCCUAUUGUACUUCACAAUAUUCCAGAUCAAGAGGAUGAGGUCAUUGCCUCUACUCCAAAUUGUUGCAGUGAUGUUGAAUUGGAGGGUGACAUAAAGUCUUCAUUUCCUCAACAGGUAUCUGCUUCAAGUAAUUUAGAAGAUAUGAAAGAUAAUGACUUGGAGAAAUCUGUAAAGGAACUUCAAGACUGCUUGCCCAGUUGGGUCACGCUAUGCCAGAUGUUGGAUUUACUUGGUGCAGCUGGUGGAAAUGUUGUUGAAGCUGUUUCAAAUUUUUAUGAACAUGAAACUGAGUUUCAUGAACAGGUUCUCCCCAGUACAUCUGCCUCCUUUACUUCCCUGGGAAACUCAGAAAACCAGCCUCCUUUACCUUUUGAAUCUCAAAAUGUCAAGGGCAUAAAUCGCUCUGAAGAUAUCUCUUUCAGCCAAAAUUUCAAAUUAUCUAGUUCUGUGAAUAUAAAGAAGAGUGGAGUUUCUCCUGGGAAAAGGAAGAGAAACCUUGACAGCAAGACAAAAAAGAGAGCAAGAGCAGAUUCAACUGGGAAUUCCAGUGAUUUGAAGCAAUAUCGGAUAACUAAGUUUUUUAACAAGAAAAUGCCUGUUGUCCCUGAAGAUAGUAAAGUUGAAGUUGAAUCUUGUAACUUUAAUGAUGGUCAAAGUAGGUUGCCAGUUGAUGCCACAAAAUUAUACAAAGAAGAGGUGAAUCAAUUUAUUCAAAUUGUCAGUGGUGGUGAAUCAUUAAGAAGCUAUGCUACCACCAUUCUUGAGAAGACCAAAGGAGACAUUAAUAUGGCUCUGGAUAUAUAUUAUAAUGACAAUAUUGGUACCACCAUUGAUGUUAAUGAUAGUAAUAGAUUGAUGGAAUCUGAAUGUCCCAGCAGAGUCAGCUCUGUGGAUGAUGACGCUCUAGUAUCUGAGAGCAGCAAACUUGAAACCAAGUCUGAUAUUUUUCCCCCAGCUUUACCAAAGGAUAACGUGUCUGUAAAUUAUAUAUCGUUGCCUCCUGAAAGAUACUCUCCUACAGAGCAUGCUUGCUGGAGGAAAGGACAGCCAGCUCCAUACAUUCAUAUAGCACGAACUUUUGAUUUAGUGGAAGAAGAAAAGGGCAAGCUAAAAGCUACAUCAAUGCUAUGCAACAUGUUUAGGAGUUUAUUGGUCCUAUCACCAGAAGAUGUGCUACCCACUGUGUAUUUGUGCACAAAUAAAAUUGCUCCUGAGCAUGAAAAUUUGGAACUAAAUAUUGGUGGUAGCAUUGUUGUUGCAGCUCUGGAAGAAGCUUGUGGGACCAGCAGAGCUAAAAUAAGCAAUCUUUAUAAUAGCCUUGGUGAUCUUGGUGAUGUUGCUCAGCUUUGCCGCCAAACCCAGACACUGCUUGCUCCUCCAUCAGCCCUUACAAUUCAAGGAGUGUUUUCUGUUCUCCGCAAGAUAAGUGUACAAACAGGUAGUGGCAGUACAACCAGGAAGAAAAGCCUCAUUGUGAAUCUCAUGUGUUCAUGUAGAGAGAAGGAGAUGAAAUUUCUUGUCAGAACUUUGGUUAGGAACUUAAGGAUUGGAGCUAUGAUGAGAACCAUUCUUCCUGCUUUAGCUCAGGCCAUUGUGAUGAACUCGGCUGAUGAAGGAGUAGCUGAAAACUUGAAGGAUCAUAUUCAGCAUCUUUCAAGUGCAGUAGUUGAAUCAUAUAACAUACUUCCAAACUUGGAUUUACUUAUCCCAUCCUUGAUGGAGAAAGGGAUUGAAUUUUCAUCAUCAACCCUAUCAAUGGUUCCUGGCAUACCAAUCAAGCCCAUGCUUGCCAAGAUUACUAAUGGAGCACCUCAGGUGCUGAAGAAUUUCCAAUAUAUGGCGUUUACGUGUGAAUUUAAAUAUGAUGGCCAACGUGCUCAAAUUCACAGAUUAGCAGAUGGUUCUGUACGUGUCUUCUCAAGGAAUGGUGAUGAAACCACAUUGAGAUUCCCUGAUUUAGUUGACAUAGUCAAGGAUUGUUGUCUUCAUGCAACAGAUACUUUUAUUUUGGACGCAGAGGUGGUAGCAAUUGAUAGGAGGAACAGUAAGCUUAUGUCAUUUCAAGAGCUUUCUUCCCGGGAGAGAGGGAGUAAGGAUUCGCUGAUUGCUUUAGACAAAAUAAAGGUUGACAUAUGCAUUUUUGUGUUUGACAUCAUGUUUGCAAAUGGAGAGCAGUUCUUGGAUCUACCCCUCCGUCAGCGGCGACAAUAUUUGAAGGAUUUACUUGGUGAAGAAAAACCGGGUUACUUCGAGUAUGCUAGAGAAAUGACGGUGGAAUCCGAAGAUGCUGAUGUAAAAAAUGAAGCUACAUUGAAUAGGAUGAACAGUUUUCUUAAUGAUGCCAUUCGUUCCUCAUGUGAAGGCAUCAUGGUUAAAUCGCUUGAUGUUAAUGCUGGAUAUACUCCAUCAAAGCGUUCUGAUGCCUGGUUGAAGGUCAAAAGAGAUUAUGUUGAAGGACUAAGUGAUUCCUUGGACUUGGUUCCAAUUGGAGCUUGGCAUGGAAAUGGAAGAAAAGCAGGAUGGUUUAGUCCUUUUCUGAUGGCCUGCUACAACCCUGAUACUGAAGAUUUCCAGAGUGUCUGUCGUGUAAUGUCUGGAAUUUCAGAUGCUUUUUACACAGAGAUGAAAGAGUUCUUCUCCGGGGACAGAGUUCUUUCUAAAAGACCACCAUACUAUAAGACAUCCGAGAUGCCUGACAUGUGGUUUUCUCCAGAGUUUGUCUGGGAGAUAAGGGGCGCGGACUUCACAGUAUCACCAGUUCAUCAUGCUGCCAUUGGUUUAAUCCAUCCAUCUCGCGGUAUUUCAGUUAGAUUUCCUAGGUUUAUCCGAUCUCUAUCAGAUAGAAAGCCAGAAGAAUGUAGCACGGCUGCAGAUAUAGCCGACAUGUUCAGUUUGCAGACAAGAAAAAUGGAUGUAAACACCAAAAGAUGAAUACAGAUACAGUUUUGUAUAUGGUGCAGUUUUCUUUGUACAAAUCUUUUGCGCAACUUCACUGGACAGUGUCAUUUUGCCACUUUAUCUUUGUAAAAAGAUAUUGUACAGUUAAAUGGGCAAAGAAAUGCAAUAUUU